AUGGAAAACGAAUUACCUGAAAAUAUCAUCCUCGACGUUUUAUCAAGACUUCCGGUCAAAACAAUCAUCCGCUUCAAGUGUGUGUGCAAAAAGUGGCGUGAUCUUGUUUCCGAUCCUUACUUUGUUCACCUUCAUCACUCGAGAUCGCGUCCUUGCCUAAUCUUUCAAGAAUGCAUAUACGGAGACGCGAUUGUAGAGUUGCUAGAAGUGGAACACGAAGUUGAUUACCACAGUUUAACCCUCAAUCAUGUCAAGACCCUUGAUCUUAGUGCAGUUCGCACUCAUACACCUUACUGGAUAAUUCAAGUGGGUUCGGUCAAUGGUUUGAUCUGCUUGCGUCGCAAACGUGAUGCCACUUACAUAUUCAAUCCUGUCCUCCAAGAAUAUAUGAUCAUCCAUCAACCAUCAGAUAGGUUUUUAACUAAUGGUUUUGGAGUUUCAAUGGCAGGGGAGUAUAAAGUCAUCCGGAUCCGUGGUUGGAGAAAAUCCAAAUAUCUGGAGAAUAGAGUCACACUUGAACUAGAGGUUUACACGCUUGGGAAGGUCCAAUGGAGAAGCUUGGGACAAACCCCUUACAACAUUAACUAUACUCGGAAACUGGAUCCUGGUGUAUCUGUGAAUAGUCAUGUGUACUGGAUUGCGGAUGCCCAAAUUUACGAUUUUGAUUUGGAUACAGAGACAUUUGUAUUAGUUCCAUCCCCUCCAGGGCCGCAAGAUGAUCAAGAAUCCAAGCAAAUGUUGGGAGUCCUGAAAGGUAGCUUAAGUCUAUUUUCGUGGUGUUCAUUAGGAGGAUUCGAGGUUUGGGUGAUGAAGGAAUCUUGGUAUAAAGCGAUAGCGAUCCAGGAAAACAUAAACCCUGUUCUUAAAACACCCAAGUGGAAACCCUUGUUUCUCAUUGAUGGCUCAAAAGGUACUAGUAUUUUGAUCUUAAGUGCUGAUAAGCUUGAUAGAGAAAAUCUAGUGGCAUACUGUCUUAACACAAAUAAGUUUCUAGAUCUGAAUUUGCCUGGCAACUGCUUUGCGAGAAUGACUACGUAUCGUCCUAGUCUUGUUAAGCUCCAGAACUUUGGAUCUGAGAGAGUUCAUUCCUUCUACAGUAAUGACAGACCUCUUUGUGAAUAA
This is a messenger RNA of Helianthus annuus (common sunflower), 1122 nucleotides long. RefSeq names its product F-box protein At3g07870. NCBI's taxonomy places the organism in Eukaryota, Viridiplantae, Streptophyta, Magnoliopsida, Asterales, Asteraceae. Bases 1 to 1122 code for a protein of 373 amino acids. Gene Ontology annotation, molecular function: protein binding. The transcript has a single exon. The record is from RefSeq and is a predicted model, not a curated record.